UUGAAAAGAACAAACCUUGAGUUUGCUGAACGCCACAGUUUUUAAUAGAAUCUUGGAGCGAUGGCAUAGAAUCACUUAAAGCAAAGUGCUUUCAGCCAAAUAUUGAAACUGAAAUAUUGAAACAGUUUUUAAUAGAGAUUCGAACGAAAUUUGUCGUGUGUUGCGGCAUGAUUGUUACGUCGUAAGGACUUAUUUGAGUUUGUUGCGUUAAGUGGUGUUGGGGUCUUUAGGCAAGUCAUAUUGAAGUUAUAUUGAUAAACAGAGAAAAACUGUCUUGCGCGCGUACUUUGUGUCAUUUAGUGUUAAAAUGGCAACAGUUUUGCGAGUAAAAAGAAGAAAUAAUGAUCAGCCGCAGGAUGCGCUUAUUCUUUGUAAAUAUCCAAGAUUAGCUGAAGAUAGCGAUGAUGAUGUCGCUUGCUCAGGGGUCAUUCCUACAGUCGCCAAAUUUGCUGGUACACUCAAUGACCCGAAAGAAAAUGUUUUGAAACAUUUGGCCAAAACUUUGAACAUGAAAGAACUAGAAACUAGUUUCAAAAAGUCUCCUUGUGUAAAUUUGUUAGCACAAAGGCGUAAACAGACUAAAGAGAACUCUGCAGCUAACAGAUACAAAGUCGUCAAUUGCCAUCGUUCUUUGGAUACAUCAAGUAUGGAAGAAUUUGAGGACAAAGUGAUGACAUUCGUUGAUAUAGAGGAUUCAAUUUCCUUGGCAGUAAACCAAAGCACAGCAGCAGCAGAAAAAAAAGAAAAGAACAGCGAUUAUGCAUACGAUUUAUAUUAUGUGGAAAAUUGCGAUUCCAUCGACGAUUGUGUAUUGAUACAUCCAUACAAUGAGCAAGAGUUGGUGUAUGAAAUGCCCACAGAAGAUUUGCAAAGUGAACAUGACUCUGAGGAUUCCAAUGCAGAGUCAUAUUAUCAGAACAGUUAUCCUGAUACUGAUAAUUCAGACAACGAUUCAAUUGAUGAAGAUGACAUGAGAACCGCUAUUCGGAAUUUAGAGGAUUGCCACUUAUCCAGCGAGGACGACGACUACAAAGACUAUGGUGACGAGCCAUAUCCACUCGAUAUGAAAGACGUCGAGUUGCACGGCUACAAAUACGCUAGGUAUAAACAGAGGAUGAAGCCGCUGCUUUAUGGGGACAUCGCAGCUGAUGAUCAGAAUACUGACAGCAGUGACACUGACAGCAGUGACACUGACAGCAGUGACACUGACAGCAGUGACUCUGAAAACGAGAGAUAAAUCUUUGGGAUAGUAACAGGUCUUGUUUGCGUAUUAAACAAUCCGAGGAACGCAUAAAAACCUGAAUUUACCAUUGUCGCGAAGCAUCAACCAACAAAAACAUGUGUGAUAAAGAUUUACCUUUUCGGCAGAACGAGACCUGCAGUUAAGUCUAAUAAUUAAAACAAUUUUAUCGUUAGUUAUAAUAAUUAAAUAUCUCAAAAGCUACGCUGUGUGCUCAAAAGUUAGGAUCGAUUGAACAGUUGAUAGAAUUCACAUCUCAGAUCCUUGUGUGGCUCUGCCUAUUUUCAGAAAAAUUUGUUGGACUUGCGGGUACUUUUUUAUUCUGAAACAUACCAAUAGGAUUAGUUCAAAAGGAUUAAUUAAUAAACGUAAAAAGUUAAAUAAUUCCACAAAUGUAUAUAUGAACAAUGCUUUGUUCAUGAGUGGAUGUAUAUGUAGCAAUUUCAAUAAGUAUUUAUUUUUUUACGUAUCGCAAUUUACAUAGCGAUUCCAAAAUGGAUUGUUUCGUUACAAGGAUUUUACGCGAAUUGAUUUUAUAGUCUAUUCCGGAAUUUAUCUUGCAAAAAAAUGAAUUAAACAAUAAACAUUCCCAUUUAAUAUGUA
This is a messenger RNA of Odontomachus brunneus, 1843 nucleotides long. It is a transcript of the gene fs(2)ltoPP43, whose product is annotated as probable RNA polymerase II nuclear localization protein SLC7A6OS. Gene Ontology annotation, biological process: developmental process. The record is from RefSeq and is a predicted model, not a curated record. The transcript is spliced from 4 exons. NCBI's taxonomy places the organism in Eukaryota, Metazoa, Arthropoda, Insecta, Hymenoptera, Formicidae. Bases 308 to 1237 code for a protein of 309 amino acids.